Molecule: messenger RNA, 797 nt
Organism: Pyrenophora tritici-repentis Pt-1C-BFP
Lineage: Eukaryota; Fungi; Ascomycota; Dothideomycetes; Pleosporales; Pleosporaceae
Source: RefSeq, a predicted model, not a curated record
GUGCGACACUUCUGUCUUGUAGACGGAACUUUCCAAGGUCUUUCUAUUAGCGCGCCGAGCCUAUCCUCACGAAAGGCACAUUGCAAACAUGGUGCUCUCGUUCAUCUUGAUCCAGAACAGGCAAGGCAAGACGCGGUUGGCAAAGUGGUAUGCGCCGUAUAGUGAUGAGGAGAAGGUCAAGUUGAAGGGCGAGGUUCAUCGCCUCAUUGCGCCACGCGACCAGAAGCACCAGUCCAACUUCGUCGAAUUCCGAAACAUGUCUAAGAUCGUAUACCGCCGAUACGCUGGCCUCUUCUUUUGCGCAUGCGUCGAUACAAAUGAUAAUGAGUUGGCGUACUUGGAGGCGAUACAUUUCUUUGUAGAGGUGUUGGACGCGUUCUUUGGUAAUGUCUGUGAGCUGGAUUUGGUCUUCAACUUCUACAAGGUGUACGCUAUCCUCGACGAAGUGUUCCUAGCGGGCGAGAUCGAAGAGACAAGUAAACAGGUGGUCUUGACACGGCUGGCGCAUCUUGAUAAACUAGAAUGAGCGCCAUGGAAAUAUGGUGGGUAUACUUGUGCGCGUGGCCGCGGGUUGAGAUUAUCACACAUGCAGCUAGGGUCAGCGCUCCACGAUGGAAAGAGAAGAUGGGAACAUGGAAACUGGACUUGGGGUGUGCACACGGCGAUAUACAGAUAUGACGUAUAUUACGCAGUGAAGGGAGCGUAUAGAACCCCUACAGGGCGCUUCUAGAAGACAUGGCUCAAACGUGGGUAUCUGCACAGCAUUGAGGUGCACGUGAAAUAACAUGUGCGUUGCG